AUGCUGGGAAUCUCAAAACGGCGAUUAUGCUACGAAACCGACACGAAUGAUUGUAACUCACCUAAGAGACUCUCAGAUAUCUCCAGGUCUGGGACUCCUCACUCGCCCUCUAAGAACUUCGACUCGCCUUACUAUACAGAGGACAUUACAGAUACAACAAUGACUGAAGAGCGAAAUGCUGAUAAUGAGAAGAUCUGUUACGGAACUAUAUGCGAUGUUCUCAUUUCACUCUGCUCCAACGCAAAGGUUCGUCGGAACACGCGGCCGUGGGAUAGAUAUUAUUUGUUCAAUGUACAAGUUGGCUCCGGUGCUUGCUGUCUGCUGCCUGAUCUCGACGUCAAAACAAAACAACGAUCUCGUCUUGACGGAAAUACUGUGGCCACUCUGACGCUCGUUUCUUCCAAAGUGCGGCACGUAUUCUUUGCAGCCGCGAUCGGUGUCAACGCACUCUAUGGGAAACGAAGAAAAUCCUCCAAGCCCAUAGUCCAAGCCACAGUCAAUAUCUACGGCCCAAAGCACUUGAUGGAUGAAGUUGACGAAGCACUUUCCACGAUAUCGACAUCUUUGCAGCACCCGUUAUUCCUGGAGCCGAAUAUUUCUUAUAUUAACCCUCAAUUUCUCUACCCCGGCCCUGGUAAGACCGACCUAAGACAUCUAAUUGGUCAGACCUCUAAGGAUACCACAUCUGGCUUAUCUCAGGUCGUCGAUGGGGUCAUGGGAUUCAUCAACUCCAAGGUGUGA
Molecule: messenger RNA, 741 nt
Organism: Fusarium venenatum
Lineage: Eukaryota; Fungi; Ascomycota; Sordariomycetes; Hypocreales; Nectriaceae
Source: RefSeq, a predicted model, not a curated record